AUGCAAGUUUAGUCGACAAUCAACACUCUUUAAUUAUAAUUGUGUAUUUGUAAACUUUGAUGUUACUUGUUGUAUAUUAUUUAAAUGCAGUUGAAAGAUUAUUACUUGGUGAAAAAGAAAAUAUAAAAUGUGGUUUUCAAGUGAAACGAUUUAUCAAGGAUACAUAAAAAUUAAUACCUUGCUGUGAUCAGUGAAUUAUAUAAUUUAAAUAAUUAAAUAAAAAUAAUUAUGUCGAUGAAAUAAAAUGAAGCUAAUAUUUAAAAGAUUAAUCAAUAAAAUUCAAUAUUUUGAUUAUAUGCAAAAAUCAAUAAUAUUAACAUGUACAAUUUUAAUAGCUUGUCUUUAUUUAAUAACAAUUUAUUUCAAUAUUAUAAUUGAACUAUGUUUUACAAAUAAGUCAGUCAUGUCAAAGAUAAAUAAAUCAACAAAAUUGAUAUUAUAUUGGAAUAAAUUAUUUGACAGGGAUGAUUUUUAUAUAGGUCAUGGUGAUAUUUGUAAAUUUUGUAAUGAUAUACCAAAUGAUUUGACAUAUGCAUCAUCAAAUCGUAAAAUUAAAAAUAUCGAUGAUUAUGAUAUGAUAUUAUUUCAUGGUAGUGAACUUGAUAUAUAUGAUUUACCAAAUAAAAGAAAUAAUAAACAAAAAUAUAUUUAUGUUAAUCUUGAAAGUCCAAUAAAUCGACCAAUUGAAAAUGAAAUAUUUGAAAAUUUUUUUAAUCUUACAAUGACAUAUAGACUUGACAGUGAUAUACCAUUUACGUACAGUGAAAUUUAUGAUAAAAAAAUUGGAAAUAUCAUUGGACCACUUUCAAAUACUAGUUGGAAGACGUUUGACUAUGCAACAGAUGAUGAUGAUAAUGCUGAUUUAUUAAAAUUAAUUAAAAAAAAGAAAAAAAAUGCCAUUUGGUUCGUGAGUAAUUGUCAUACUGCUGGUGGUCGUGAAAAAUACGUUGAAGAAUUAUCGAAACACAUGAAUGUCGAUAUAUUUGGAAGAUGUGGAAAUGAAAUAAAAUGUCCACGUGAAGAAAAUUGUUUUAAAAAAAUUGUUGAGCCAGAAUAUUAUUUUUAUUUGUCAUUUGAAAAUAGUCUUUGUCAAGAUUAUGUAACUGAAAAACUAUUCACUGCUUUAAAAUAUAAUGUGGUGCCAGUUGUUUAUGGAGGUGCUAACUACAGUAAAUUUGCACCUCCAAAUUCUUACGUGAACGCAUUGGAUUUUGAUAGUCCAAAAAAUUUAGCUGAAUAUUUAAUUAAAUUAUCAAAUGAUCCAAAUGAAUAUGUUAAAUAUUUUAAAUGGAAAAAAUAUUAUAAACUAGCUGAUGAUAGCAAUGCUGCAAGAUGUAAACUUUGUGAAAUAUUACAUAAUGACAAACGACAAUAUAAAUUUUAUGAUCCAUUGUCUGCAUGGUAUUCAAAGUGUCCAUUGCAAAAAAAAAUUGACUCUUUAAAUCCAUACUUAACUAAGUCUUCUAAUAAUUGAAAUUAUUAAUUUUUAUUUUUGUAAAUUAAUUUUUUAACAAGUCUGCCAAAAGAAUAUAAAAAAAAAAUAUUUCAAGCUUGAUGUACAUAAAGAUUUAUUUGAAUAUGUUUUGUUUUAUUUUUUAUUAUUAUUAUUUUGUUCAUGAUGGUUAUAUUAAUGUUGAAUUUAAUACAACAGAAUGAUAAAUUGACAGUUGGUAAAUUGUAUAUAAUACAUCAAUCUGUCAAAGCUCUUUUUUUUUAUUUUCUAUAUAGUAGGGAAAACAAAAAUGUAACAAUAACGAUAACAGGAAAAAAGAGAAAAAAAAAUCAGACAGCAUCAAUUGUUAUCUUGAUAAUUUAUGAUGUCUUAAGUGCUUGUGGACAUUCUGAAUAAACACCAAAAAUUGAUAAAUGUGAAAUCAGAAAAUGAAUAAAUAAUUUUACAUUUAUUAAAAUAAUAUUAUAAAACUUUUAAGAUGUCUCUUGUAUAAAUGUAGUGUUUUUAUUAUUAUUUAUAUCAUUUUGAUUUUCAUUAAUUAUAAUUUUUAUUAGUGUCAACAGCAUCUAAACUAUCUAAACUAUAAUUAACACAAUGUGCUUUUGGAAAUUCCCAAGUGGCAUAAGAAGACCUGUCGUUUCUAUAGUAAAGUUUAUUCUCUCUAUGGGUAUUGACUGCCUCAGGGGACAAAAAAAAGUUGAGUAAUAUGAUUUCUUGAUCCAUAUUUCAAAACUCAAUUGAAAAUGAAACUAUUCACAUGAAAAACUAAACAUUCCGGAUAAUGUGAAAAAAUGUUUUUGUUUUUUUCUCAAAACAAAAAAACAAUCACAAGUAAAAAUUAGAAAAUAAAAGUAAUUACUAGAUUAAAAAUUUGUCAAUAAUUUAAAUAAAAUUUUUCCAUUAAAUUAUUAAUUGAUGUUUUUUUUUUUUUUUUUUUUACUCGAUAAAGUUAUUAUAAAAUUUUGAACUAUACCGUAGUAAUUAUUUUAUGAAUAUUAAUUUUUUCAAAGUUCAUAUUGUUGACAGAAUAAUUAACCUUUGUAUUUAUUUUCUAUAAAUAUAAAUUUAAACAAAAAUUACUCUUCAUCUAAAUGAAAAAAAAAAAAAAAAA
Molecule: messenger RNA, 2564 nt
Organism: Aphidius gifuensis
Lineage: Eukaryota; Metazoa; Arthropoda; Insecta; Hymenoptera; Braconidae
Gene: FucTC
Product: alpha-(1,3)-fucosyltransferase C-like
Exons: 3
Coding region: 245-1474 (409 amino acids)
Cellular component (GO): membrane
Molecular function (GO): alpha-(1->3)-fucosyltransferase activity
Source: RefSeq, a predicted model, not a curated record